CUUUUCCGCUCUUCAAGUCCGCGUUGCUGGCAUUGCUAUUGGGACGACAUUUUACUUCUCUCACAAGUUUCUUCAACAUUUCAUUCACACCACAAUGUCUGGUGUAGAGAAUCAGGUCGCUGUCCAUGACGUUGUCUUUCCAGAGGAUGGUGCUAUUGACAACUUAUCUGACGCUAUGGCCAAAGUUUCUCUCCGACCAGACAAGAAUUCAUCUUCCCAAUCACCAGAAUCCGUUGCUGACAGUCUUAAUAAAGACAAAAAUGAUAUCCAUGGUCGACCCUUUGUUAUGUAUUCCCGACUUCAUCUACUGCUCCUUCAUAAAUCUCCCUUGGUCUGUACUCCGACUGGCAUGCCAGCUUUGAAGGAUUGGUUUGGAACCGAAAGCGACCAAGGCAAUCUUAAAAAGGAUUCAGAAGCACUUCCUCAGCCCAAUGCUCGUGACCGACGCUUUCGUAGAGAUGCGGAGGACGGGGAAGGCGCCGCCCGGCCUUCUUUUCGUGGAGCUGCCAUCACGCAACCUUCGCAAAUGGGCAACUUCAAGCACCAGUCCAUUCGUGCAACUGACCGAGACAGAGACAGAGAAACGGACAGGGAACAAGAACGUGAUUCCCGGGUUAAAGACGGCCAAGAAAGACUACGGAAUUUGUCGGACAAGUAUGACCGUGACCGUCGUGCUCUUUCUUCCAUGCAGCAGCUUCGAGGAAAGGACAGGGACUUAGCCCCUCACCUUGGUGGUACAUCCUCUCGCAUAGCGUCCCAGUCGCAGCAAGCUCCGAGUAAUCGUCAGUUGGAUUCCCGAGAACCUUCCAAAAAGAAAGAUGGUGAGACCAGCGAAGAUUGGAGACGUGAAUCAACUCGUACAGGCCGUGAACGUUCUGAUAAUCCUCGGCGCGAUCGAGAUGAGCGUGACCGACCUCGCUCAAGGGUCCGUGACUCUUCCCGCCAACGACGAGAUGUUUCACCAUCGAGACGAGAUCGGGACGACAGGGAUCGUGAUCGCAGAGGCGACCGCGAUGACCAUCAAAAAGAAACAACAGGAUACCGAAAGGACAGGGAAGACCGUGACUUGGAUCGAGAAUCUGAGGUGGACGAUCCUCGCCGCUGGAGGGACGACGGAAAGCGUGAUGAGCGUAUAGCAGCGAGACGGGACCGCGAACGAGACAAGGACCGGGUACGCGACCGCACUGCCGCGUGGGAUGCUAGCGAUCGUCAGGAUCGUCGAUGGGCUCCCGCCGAUGACCGUGAUGGUCGAAACAAGCGAGUGGCUGGCCGCGAGAGAAAACCUGACGAGGCGAAGGACAGGGACGAUCGCAAGGAUCGUGACAGAGAACGUGAGAAAGAGAGAGAGAAGGAGCCUGCAUGGAUGGACACAUACAUCCCUUCUUCUGGCAGCAACGGUUUAGGUCGUGCCCCCGGAGACCUGGAUGACAUACAGGCGUUCAAGCGAGAGAUCAAGGAGAGAGAGCAGAAGGAGCAAGGUACUACUGCGCAAGACGAUGAUCGUUCUGGUGACUUUGAAGGAAAGACGAAUACGUCCGAACCACACCUGGACGAAAUUCAACUCUUCAAGCUGAUGAUGAAAAGGGAAGAACAAAAGAAGAAAGCUGACCAGUCUCCCCUUGCGGGUCCAUCGUUACUCGCAGACGCAUCUUCAGAUACCAAGGACUCAACUCCUACGAACGCUUCUCCACCUCUACCACAGGCUGAGCCAGCUCCCCACGAUGGUUCUCGUGUACCCCUGUCUAUGUUAUCGUCCCCAUUGUCCUCCGUUGCACCUGGAGUAUCAGCAGGAGGUUCUCGCUUCUUCCCCAAGCCUAUUCCUACUGAUUUACCGGCACCUCAAGCUUUGCCAAAGCCUUCUAUCGAAGCGCUCAGCGCCCCUGUCCCAUCAGCUCCUCACACUGCUGCUCCGCCAGGUUGUCGUCUUCUUUCUUUUACCUCCAAAACUCCUCAGGGGUCUGUAGGUCACACCCCUCCUUCGUACACAGGUUCACAUUCCCCCGUGUCUCUGUCUAAGAAUGGCACACCAGCAAGCAACUCAACCAUCCUCUCAAAUGGACCGUUGUCAACUACACAUCAUAACGACAAUAUGGACGCUGUGAGAGCAACUCGAGGCUUCUCGCCGUUUGAGGAAGCUCGGGAAGGACUUGGGUUGUCGCCUUUGGAUGCGUUGACUGUACCCAUGAGCGGGCCUUUGCCUAGCCACUCUGUUCCGUACGAGCAAUUGAACUCUGGAAUCGCAGCUGCGAAAGGCAGCCGGUUUGCGAAGUUCUUUGACGGGAAAGGGAGAGAUUCUCAACCAGGAAUGGGAAAGGUUCCAAUGGGUGGCCCAACACCAGCACAGAGAGGCGAACUCAGUGGAUACAAUGGAAUACCAACCGGCAAUCCGGAUGCUAGAGCUAUGGAAGAUAUAUUUGCCAUGUUGAGCAACUCAGCACACGGUCAGAGGCCUCAUAUACUACCAGAAGCGUUGGCUUCAGAUGCUGCACAUUUCAAUCAUCCCUCCAACCUUCACCAUCUUCAAAACCAACUCGGCCACUCCCAGCACUAUCCUGGCCACACCCGUCUGGACUCAUUGUAUGAUAGCCGUCUUGACGACAGGAAUUUUGUCCCUGAUGGCAUGGUGCCCGGCUUACGUUCCGCUGCCCCUCCUCGGAGUAGGCAAAACGGCGCCAUGCUCUCUGACAUCGAUGACUCUAUGCAGUUUGGUGGUCAACGCGGUCCUCCUCAAAUGUACCAAGGAUUACACCAGGCGAACAUGAACCGCAAUGGAGGCAUACCUCUCCAAUCAUCCCAAUUCCGUGGUGGCCCUUCACCGAAUCCCUUGCAGCCUUCAUCUCAGCGCUUGCCGCCUGGUUUGGCUAAUUUAGGUGGGCGACCGCCUCAUGAGCCUGCUCAAUUCUUGAACUCGUCGAUGGCUAUCCCUGUAAUGCCGCCCUCCAACAGCAGUUUCAACAACUUCCCUCCGGGAGGCGUUGGCUUCAACGGCGCUCCCCAAAUGCGUGUGCCUCACCCCGGAGGAACUCAUCAGCUGCACGGACACAAUGCCAUGCAAGGCCUGAUGCACCCUGGAGGUCUUAACCCUGCGCAAGCCCAGCUUCUGGGGUUAAAUGGUGCUAACGGUAUGCCAAGUGGUCUCCGUGGUCCUAACGGAGGUUUUGGACAACAGGGCAGCAAGCAGCAACAGCAGCAGCAGCAGCAAAUCCCUCCACACAUGCUUCCUCUUCAUUAUCAACAGCAGGGCCCACCUGGCUCAACCAACCAACCUGCCCACGAUCUCAUGGCGCUCUUGAUGAGCGGAGGAAGAAGGGAGUGAGAGUUUUCACGAGCUACUUACGGUCUCUUAUCCUCUCCCAAUAUUUUCGUUCACUCUCGGACUCACCUGAUAAUUUUCUCUCGUUAGUUUAACAGUUGUGCUCAUACUGUCCGUCUAUCAUGUUUCAUUCUGAUUCUCUGCAAGCGUAUAUUAUUGACCAUUUUGGGCUUGGCUGCAUUGAAGACUUCUCCGAUGGAUGGCUGUUCAAUCCGCGUCUGGGACCUGGUGAAUCAUUGAAGAGUUAGCCACGUCAACCGCUCAACGGACAAUAUAUUAAUAGCGGCUCAUAAUAUUGAGUUCUACUACCUGGCCUGGAUGUGGUCUGAU
This is a messenger RNA of Suillus subalutaceus, 3643 nucleotides long. RefSeq lists its product as uncharacterized. The record is from RefSeq and is a predicted model, not a curated record. Bases 95 to 3316 code for a protein of 1073 amino acids. The transcript is spliced from 13 exons. Lineage: Eukaryota; Fungi; Basidiomycota; Agaricomycetes; Boletales; Suillaceae.